AUGGACUUUUUCCUCUGCGUCUGCGAGACCUCUAGAGUCGGGUCCUCAGGCACGACGAAGGUACACAUCCGCCAGUUCCAGCAGCUUUACACCUGCGUCACCGGCCGUUUUAUGGAUAGUGACGAUGCCAGAGAGGUUUACAAGUACCACGACAACGUGUUGGUCCCUCAGCUUGGCCUCUGGCCACCUAACACCGACGGCAAGCCGGUUGUCGGCAUCGACGAGCUGCGAGUCAUCCUUACCUUCAACCUAGCAUAUGACACCAGCAUCUUCUCUACCGGGCUGCAACGCGUCUGGUUGCACGGCUAUUACGUAAUCCUGUCUUAUACCGGAGUGCGACCUGCCGAGCUUGUGGAUGGCGGGAGGAAGAGGCCGAAGGAUGGCUCUUUGGACGAGCUAUUCGGCCAGAAGGUCGUCAUCGGGCCGGCCAACGGCGACGACGGCAGCAAUACGGAUAAGGCCGACGUGGCCGACGAUGAGGAGGCAACCGAUGACGAUCCCAAGCGGCUUAACGAGCUGCUCUCGCGGGAGACCACAGGACGCGGCCGCCCAAAAGCCCUCUGCUACGAAAAUAUUCUCAUGAUGAUUGUCUGCCACCCCGUGACGGGUAAAGCCAUCCCAACAAUGGCCAUCAAGUUUAUUCAUCUCAAGGGAGCAGACGAAAAAUCAAAACCGGCCGUCUUCUAUUUUAGCCCAACUAAGAAGCUCAUCCUCUGUGCCAUCACCGUUAUGAUGGCCCACGCACUACGCGACCACGCCUUCGAUGCGCCGAGCCUGACCAACGCCGCCCGUGUACUUAGGGCUGGGCCUGCUUUUACCAAAUGCACCCCGCUGCGUCGGGAGGGGUCCAUGCUCAAGACCCCGGUCUUCCGCCGUUUCGGUUUCGACGGAGUGCUUUCGGAAACAGAAGCCAUGCUCUACAACAGGUUAAGAUCCUCACGGAAAUAA
Messenger RNA from Durotheca rogersii, 948 nucleotides. RefSeq lists its product as uncharacterized. NCBI's taxonomy places the organism in Eukaryota, Fungi, Ascomycota, Sordariomycetes, Xylariales, Xylariaceae. The transcript has 3 exons. Bases 1 to 948 code for a protein of 315 amino acids. The record is from RefSeq and is a predicted model, not a curated record.